Caenorhabditis angaria is the source of this 405-nucleotide messenger RNA. NCBI's taxonomy places the organism in Eukaryota, Metazoa, Nematoda, Chromadorea, Rhabditida, Rhabditidae. The record is from the annotation of a GenBank genome assembly.
AUGAAGCUCCCCGUAAUUUUUCUGCUCUUGCUCAUCUUAUCCACCAUAAAUUGCACCCAACUGGAAUCGGUGCAAAAAUUUGUGGCCAACUUCAAAAAUCUGGCUUCCCAGGGAAAUUUCACGGCGCUCCAAAAUUUGAUCUACCCCGAAAUUCACUACAGUAUCGCGUCGCGUGGCAUCAAAGAGGCUUUUCGUGCAAAUUUUCUGCGGCGCCUCAGGAGCCGCGAGAUUACGGUAUUUAAAGGCGCAUCCGAGAAUGAUGCUUUGGAGAUCAAAAAUUAUCAUAGUGCAAUUUAUGUGGUUCAAAUAUUGGCGGGCUCUGGAAAAUCGAUCAAAUAUGCUCUAUUGAAAAAUGCUGACGUGGAUGAUGGAUUGCAGCUCUUGGAGUAUAAUGAGACGGACUAA